GACAGCUGAACUCUGUACAAUAUUACACAAUCUACUAAGGCACCAAAAGUUGUGGGAUUUUUUUUUGAGUGAAGCUAUGAGGAAGUUGAAUGAACAUUGCUUUUGCUUUGCAAGGACGCGGUGCAUAAUGCUGACGGGCAGGAAGUGUAAAAGGAAAUGACUGAGAAAACAAAUGAAACAAAUUAACCAGUCGUACAGCAAUGUCAUUGUCAUAUUGCCAGUCGAUUUAUUUUUACACAAAGAACAUCCGUAUUUAUGCAGUUGUAAGUGGACCAUAUUGGAUCACUACUAGCAAAAGGGAUCAGUGGAGAAGCCGGCAUCUUGUCAUCACUGGUUGAGCGUUUACACAGAAUUGACAUGCAUCACAAGACUUUGACUAAUGUUGGUAGACGUACCGCAAACGGUGUCAGUUGAUAUUCUUUCCUCAAUUAGCAGAAGUUUCAUUUCCUUUUGGAAAUGAUGAGGUAAACAAAACCACACAGUGUUGACGUCAGAAUUCACUGAAAUACAAAACAUCAUUAACUUCAGUGUAUCAUUACCAUUGCUGGUAAAUUAUGUGGAAACGUUCAUGAAACCAGAACACAAAAACCAAUUUAGUUUUGAAAAGGCCGAAAGACUUCAAAGGGGACUGGUGUGACUCUGGAUGUGUAUGUACAUAACAAGGAAGCUCGGUAAGAAAGUACAAAGCAACAAUUGACAACAAUCAAGAGUGCUUCGGAUCGAGCCAGUUAUUUCGUGGUUCAGCUUUCAGUUAACUCAUUGAUGCAUGCAGUCAGGGUCGCAUAAGCCAGCAACACACCUUAAUUUUGUGAAUAUUUCAAACAGUUUGCAUUGAGUUCACUUGAGGAGUAUAAUGCACGAUUGUUCAGCGCAGUUUUAAUUGGUCAUUAUCAACGGAUUGCAUUCAUCUGCAUGAGUGAGAUGUUACCAUGGAAACCAGGAGGAAUCUAAGCUUGUCUCUUGUUGUGUUUUUCAUCUUCAUCUUUCACAAAGGGCUUUCUCUUGAUCUGCGUGUCCCCGGAAUUACAACGAGUCAGAGUUCGACAGCGCCUGUGAAUGCCGAAGUCUCGAAUGCUGUGGAUCGAAACACUGGAACCUACUCGCACACAGGGUAUGCCAACCAGGAGGAACUUACGAACCCCUGGUGGAAAGUGGACCUGGGAGCUGUCUACUGCUUGAGGAAAAUUACUCUGGUCAACAGGAUAGACGAGGAGGGUCGCCGAUUGCGGGAUAAUGUAAUUCGUGCUGGUUUGAGCUCCAAUCACCUGCAGAACACAGAGGUAGGACGGGUUCGAAUGGAUCAAGCUGUAAAUAGAGCGGUUGUUGAUUUCCUACCAGACCCCUACGUCACUGCACGAUACGUCAGCGUGGAUAUCCCUCGUAACGGUUCAGGUACUAUCGUCCAGUUAGUUGAAGUUAUGAUUGAGGAGGUUACCAUGGAUACGAUCCAGACUGACACACUAACAGCCCUGAAUCUGACUGGUCUCGUAAGCAGCCAGAGCUCAACAUAUCGUAAUUCUAACGGUACUUGGUAUGCUUCAGGAGCUGUGGAUGGAUCGUUCCUGUACAGUUAUAAUGCCGCCCACUGCAGUCAUACAGAUGGAGAGUGGUAUCCCUGGUGGAAGGUAGACCUGACCUCUAUUCACUGCAUCGGGAAAAUUGCCAUCAGGAAUCCAGAUCAUCUUGAACGCGACGUUAGAUUACGUUUGCAAGGUGCUGUUGUCCGUGCUGGCCUGAAUGAUGCACAUCUUACUAACCUGAUGUGUGGUUCUCAAGUAAGCCAGUAUCAAGCGUUAAUCAAUGAUUGGAUUGAAUUCACCUGCGAUCCCUCUAGACUCGCCCAAUAUGUUAGCGUCGAUAUUCCAAGAUACACGUAUCUUGCACUGGCUGAAGUAAUGAUAUGGCCAUGUGAUCUCCACCCAGCAGCCCUAAACUUAAUCGAUAAACCCAGUGAUCAAAGCUCAACAGAUGGUACUUUCGUCGCUGGUAGAGCAUUGGACAGUCUUCCAGUAGGAAUUUAUUGCAGCCUCACAAUGUUCGAAAUGAACCCCUGGUGGAUGGUGGAUCUUGAGUCAAGUCAGUGUCUGGGACAAAUCAGAGUUUGGAGCUAUGGACAGGGAUCCAAUUUCCAGGAUGCUGCUGUACGUGCUGGGCUAAGCGAUAAUUACACCGAGAAUGUAGUGUGUGGUCGACAAGUCCAAGCUUCAUCCGACUUUGUGGAAUUGACCUGCGAUCCGCCCGUACUUGCCCGGUAUGUUAGCGUCGAUAUGCCUGAAAUGGCAAAACUCGGACUAUGCGAAGUGACAGUAGCUACGUGUGAUAUCAAGAAACAAGUUGAUGGUGUGGAUCUUGCUUUGGUUGUCAACCCCCCUCUACUUGGCCCAACUGGAGACAGCGAUUCCGUCAUUGCAGUGUACAGAGGUCCUGAGGAGAUAACAUCUCAUGUCUCAUUUGGUCGCCAAGUCUCAACAGGAGGAGCGUCUGGCCUUCCUUCAGGCUCAGGCGAGAUUGUAGAUUCAUCCUUGGGAUGUACAGUUAGAUUGCUUAGAUUACCAGAGGAGGGAGGACUUGAUAGGACGGGUGUCUUCUACGCAGAAGCGACCAGAAAUGGCUUGACCACUGGGAUACAGACCAUCAUUCUACCCAAAGAUGGAGUUCAUAUACGUCCCGUGGUGCGAACACAAACAGCAAGUAUUGGGGACUCUGUAGUAAUGGAAAUGCGGAAAGUGAGCUCACCGAGUGAAGACUACAGAUGGAGGCGUAAUGGAGGUGAUGUCAUCGAAACUUGGAACAACCUCCUGAGUGUAUCGAUAUCGAAUGUUGCUAAGGAGAAUGAAGGAGUAUACAGCUGCUUCAUUGUGGAUCAAGAAGAUGAACAACUGCAUGGAAUCAUGAGACUCAUAGUUAGAGAUUGUCCUUCCGGACGUUGGGGCCCACCAUCAUGUCUGGAAACCUGUCGUCGAUGCUACAAUGGCGGUUUAUGUGAUGACGAGUCUGGUACCUGUAUCUGUGCUCCAGGGUUCAGUGGAGACAAUUGCGAGGAAGUCCAUGGCCGUAAUGUCUUUGGUAAGACUGCUGAUCAGAGGUGUUCCAAUAGCACUGAUCCACACCACGAGGCUUGUCGAGGGCGCUUGUUCUGUCUUCCUGAUCCUUAUGGAUGCUCGUGUGCUGCAGGGUACAUGGGACUUGACUGUAUGCAAGAAUGUGCUGAAGGAACAUUUGGUGCUGACUGUAAGCAGACAUGUCACUGUGUAUCGGGAGGAACCUGCAGUAAAGAUACAGGAGAAUGCAGCAAUGGUUGUGAGGCACCGUAUUUUGGAAGUAUUAACUGCCAGUGCACAA
Messenger RNA from Patiria miniata (bat star), 3342 nucleotides. RefSeq lists its product as uncharacterized. The record is from RefSeq and is a predicted model, not a curated record. Lineage: Eukaryota; Metazoa; Echinodermata; Asteroidea; Valvatida; Asterinidae.